Paramormyrops kingsleyae is the source of this 3091-nucleotide messenger RNA. NCBI's taxonomy places the organism in Eukaryota, Metazoa, Chordata, Actinopteri, Osteoglossiformes, Mormyridae. The record is from RefSeq and is a predicted model, not a curated record.
UAAACGGCCGGGGGAGGGAGGGAGGAAGGGCGGAGGAGGAAUUACGGCGCAGAUCGGCGCUUCUCCGCAGAUCCCUACAUUUAGCCGAGCGUUAACACAGAGCAGCCUAAAACACAGAGACCCGGAGCCAAUUGGCCGGCAGCCCUUGGAGGAGCCAGUGGAGGAGCCCGGAGCGCGAUCCCGCCGCCGAGGAGCCGCUGAACCAUGAAGCCGCUCCGGACACCUGCGGCGCUGCUGCUGCUUUGCCUGUUCUCCGCCUCUGUCCUGUCUGUGAACUUCCCCGGGCAGCCUGUUAUCCAGGAGUGGGUUGAACAAAUGCAGCGUGACCUGCUGACUCUGGUUGAGGAUGCCAGCGGACUGGAGACCUUCAAGGAGAUAUUUAAAGAUCACAUGGAUAAAUUCAGCGUCAAGUCAAAUAAUGCAGCUGAGCUGGUGGCCAGUGCGGCCGGGAACAUUGAGAAGCUGCUUCUUAAAAGAUCCAUGGCGCUGAAGACCUUGGCGUCUUCAGCAGAGAGCUUCCAGAUGAAGCACCAGUGGCGAGAUGAUUUCACGGAUGAUAUUGUUUAUUAUGAUGCAAAAGACGACGUCACAUCCAAUGACACCUCCAAAAGCAGGAUCAAGCCGGAGUUCCAGGAGGACCCAAUGUUCAAACGGCCAAUCUCCUACAACCACACGGCGGUCCACAUCCCCACAGACAUCUACGAGGGCUCCACCAUCGUGCUGAAUGAGCUGAACUGGACGGAAGCCCUGGACGACGUCUUCCGGAAGAACCGGGAGGAGGACCCCACGCUGCUCUGGCAGGUUUUCGGCAGCGCUACUGGCCUGGCACGCUUCUACCCAGCAUCUCCAUGGAUAGAAACCGACGAAACACCCGGGAAGAUCGACCUGUACGACGUCCGCCGUAGGCCAUGGUACAUACAGGGUGCAGCUUCUCCGAAGGACAUGCUGAUUCUCGUAGACGCGAGUGGCAGUGUGUCUGGUCUGACCCUCAAGCUGAUCAGAACCUCGGUCAGCGAGAUGCUGGAGACCCUGUCAGAUGAUGACUACGUCAAUGUGGCCUACUUCAAUAAAGAAGUUACCCAUGCUGCCUGCUUCAAGCACCUGGUCCAGGCCAACGUCCGCAACAAGAAGAUCCUGAAGGACGCCAUCCAGAACAUUGAGGCCAAGGGAACGACAAACUACAAGGAGGGCUUCAAGUAUGCCUUCGAGCAGCUUUCAGAUCCGAACGUGACCCGUGCAAAUUGCAACAAGGUCAUCAUGCUCUUCACCGAUGGAGGAGAGGAGACAGCUCAGGAGAUCUUCGACAAAUACAAUCGAGACAAGAAGGUGCGCAUUUUCACUUUCUCAGUCGGGCAGCACAACUAUGACAAACACCCCAUUCAGCGCAUGGCCUGUGACAACAAGGGCUACUACUAUGAGAUCCCUUCCAUCGGUGCCAUCCGUAUCAACACACAGGAAUACCUGGAUGUUUUGGGCCGGCCCAUGGUGCUGGCAGAUAAGAAGGCCAAGCAGGUCCAGUGGACCAACGUCUACCUGGAUGCACUGGAACUGGGCCUGGUCAUCACAGGUACGCUGCCAGUCUUCAACAAGACCGUGUCGGGAGACAAAAAGAAACAGAACCAGUUGAUCCUGGGAGUGAUGGCGGUCGACGUCUCCCUUGAAGACAUCAAGAGGCUGACCCCACGCUUCACCAUUGGCCCCAGCGGAUAUUAUUUUGCAAUCGACCCCAAUGGCUAUGUGCUGCUCCACCCCAAUCUUCAGCCAAAGAACCUGAAAUUCCAGGAACCUGUUACCCUGGAUUUUCUGGACAUCGAACUGGAGAACAACUUCAAAGUGCAGAUCAGGUCGAAAAUGAUUAAUGGCUCCCCUGGGCAACAGAAGAUGGAAACUCUGGUGAUAUCCCAAGACAAGAGGUACAUUGAUAAAGGCGUCAGGACGUACACCUGGGCCCCAGUGAAGAGCACGGACUACAGCCUGGCCCUGGUUCUGCCAGAUUACAGUCUGAAUUACAUCCAAGCCCAGAUCGGCGACACGAUCGAGGAGGCCGUGUCAUGGACAGGACGAAACGUCACUGAGACCAUGGAUAUCUCUGAGGAAUAUGGGUACACGCUCAUCGCCCCAAGGGAGUUCUGCACGGAGCCAAAGAUCUCGGGCGACAAUAGGCAGGUCCUCAAGAACUUCAUCCUUCUGACCUCGGGGGAAGUGGCAGACGGCACGACCUGCAAUGUGUCCCUGGUGAACCGGCUGCUCCUGGAUGCGGGACUGACAGCCGAUCUGCUCCAGUCCUGGAAGAGUCAGCCCCUCAAGCCGGGGGUCCUCGCCAGGUUCGUGGCCACCGACGGAGGGAUCACCCGUGUGUACCCGAAAAGCGCCGGUGAGGAGUGGACAGAGAAUCCUGAGACAUACGAGUCAAGCUUCUACAAGCGGAGUCUGGACAACAGCGUCUACGUCUUUACAGCACCACCCUACGAAAGCAGAAACGCCUCGUCUGCCUUCGAUUCCAGCAUUUUGGUGAGUAGGUCCGUGGAUGUGAACAUCGACCCAGCCACGUUGAAGCCAGCCGUGGUUGGGGUGAAGCUCAAUGUCACGGCCUGGAUGGAGAACUUCAUGAGUGCUACCUUCAAGGGGAAUUGCGAGAAGAAUGAGAUCUGUGGAUGUCAGAGGAAUGCCAAGCACGUGGACUGUGUGAUAUUGGAUGAUGGUGGUUUCCUCUUGAUGUCCAAUCAGGAUGAGUACAUCAAUAAGAUUGGCCGCUUUUUCGGUGAGAUCGAUUCCCAUUUGAUGAAGACCCUGGUGAACACAUCGCUGUACUCCUUCCACAAGACCUACGACUACCAGUCUGUGUGCAGACGGGAACGAGAGAACAAGGCAGCUGGCUUUCGCUCCAUCUACGUGCCCACAAUAGCAGAUAUACUACAUUUGGGCUGGUGGACCACGACCAUGGCCUGGUCGAUAUUGCAGCAGCUCUUUCUGAGUCUCACCUUUCCAGGUUUCCUACAAGCAGGUGAGCAACAGAACUCCUACGAAAUAUGUCACUUUAAGAAAAGGCUUGGUUUUCACCCCACCUGAUAUCUGGGUUCGAAGGAGAAAG